Molecule: messenger RNA, 2190 nt
Organism: Psammomys obesus (fat sand rat)
Lineage: Eukaryota; Metazoa; Chordata; Mammalia; Rodentia; Muridae
Gene: Znf286a
Product: zinc finger protein 286A
Exons: 5
Coding region: 416-1957 (513 amino acids)
Biological process (GO): negative regulation of transcription by RNA polymerase II
Molecular function (GO): DNA-binding transcription repressor activity, RNA polymerase II-specific
Source: RefSeq, a predicted model, not a curated record
AGGCGAGUUGCUCGGUGGGAUGCCACAGUCGUCCGUCUACCUCGGCGGUGAUCCAGUGGUCCUUCCGCGGCAAGCGGGACCGGAGUUCGUCGUUCUUGAGCUUCAGCCCCUCUCAGCAUCACGCGCCGGCCCGAAUCGCUCCGCGGGACUCGGGUGCAGACAAGAUUGGAGCGCGAGUAGCGGUUGUCUGUGCCCUGUGCCGUCUCUCAGAGGCUCGGUCCCCUAGGGACAGCUCCAGGCGCAAGGGAUAGGCAGGUGAGGAUCCAGAUUCAGGAUGCUGUCCCUGGUCUCCGGGUCCCACGUGAUCUGAGCAACGCAUGCCCAAGAGGAGAGAAGCCCUUCGAGGCUCCUUGGCCGUCUGACUGCUAGAAGCAGAGAAGAGCGGGAGCUUGGGGACUUGGAAGAGGUGGUGACCAUGGAGACGGAGUUGGCCGAAGCGCCCCAGAGAAGAGCUCCGUCUCGGGAGUCCCUCCUUUCCCAAGAGAAGAGUGCAGAAGGAGAGGCCGGGCCUCUGAGACUCGCAGCCAGAUCCCAGGAGACCGUGACAUUCAAAGAUGUGGCCAUGGACUUCACAGCGGAGGAGUGGGGGAAGCUGGAUCCUGCGCACAGGGCUGUGAUGCUGGAGAACUACAGGAGCCUGGUCUCACUCUGGCUUCCCAUUUCCAAACCUGAUGCCUAUGAUGUUGGUGAUGGAAAGGAACUACUGAAGCUUUCGAAAAAAUCUCCCAAACGUACUUCCUCAGAAGUGGAAACUAGACCUGAGGGCAAAGAUGCAACUUCAGAGCAAGACUGUUGGAAAGCAGAAUCCUACCAGCUGACUCAAAACACUGGUUCUGACGCCAGCUUAGACACAGCUCCUGAACGAGAGCUUCAGUUAGAGCAUCAUCGAGGAAAUCAGGAGAAGCACGUGAGACAAACGUUCAUUCACUUGAACUCCCCGCCUGUGGAAAAGGAAAGUAGGUGUGAUAUUUAUUGGAAAAAGUUCAGUCAGAAGCCACUCCUUAUGACUGACGACAGAGUUCCCAAAGGAUCCUAUCACUUUCAUAUGCUUGGGAAGAGACUGAAGCAGAAAUCAAACAUGAUGAAAAAGCAGAGACCUUAUAAAGAGAAGAAGCCUCAUAAGUGUGAUGAGUGUGGCGAACUCUUCAGUUACCGGUCAGUGCUCACCCGGCACCGGAGAGUGCACACUGGGGAGAAGCCUUACAGCUGCGGGGAGUGCGGGAAGUCCUUUAGCCACAGAGCCAACUUAACCAAACACCAGAGAACUCACACUAGAAUCCUCUUUGAGUGUAGUGAAUGCAAGAAAACCUUCAUAGAAAGUUCAUCUCUUGCAGUACACCAGAGAAUUCACAUUGGAGAGAGACCUUACGAGUGCAGCGAGUGCGGGAAAGGUUUUAACCGGACCACACAUCUUGCACAGCAUCAGCUGAUUCAUACUGGAGUGAAGCCUUAUGAGUGUAGUGAAUGCGAUAAGGCUUUCAUUCACUCAUCAGCCCUCAUCAAACACCAGAGAACCCAUACUGGAGAGAAGCCCUAUAAGUGUCAGGAGUGUGGGAAAGCCUUUAGCCAUUGCUCGUCUCUUACUAAGCACCAGAGGGUGCACACUGGAGAGAAGCCCUAUGAGUGUAGCGAGUGUGGGAAGACCUUCAGUCAGAGCACACACCUUGUUCAGCACCAGAGAAUCCACACGGGUGAGAAGCCCUAUGAAUGUCAUGAAUGUGGGAAAACAUUUAGCCGGAGCUCAAAUUUCGCUAAACAUCAAAGAAUUCACAUCGGAAAGAAACCCUAUAAAUGUGGUGAAUGUGGCAAGGCCUUUAUUCAUUCAUCAGCUCUUAUUCAACACCAGAGGACUCAUACUGGAGAGAAACCGUUUCGAUGUAAUGAAUGUGGGAAGAGCUUCAAGUGCAGCUCAUCCCUCACCCGACAUCAAAGAAUUCACACUGAAGAGCAGGCCUGAAAAUGUGCUGAGUUUUGGGAAGUGUAAGUUGGUUUUAUCAGUGUUUGAUAUUUGAAUGUUUAAAGAGAAUGUCCACAGUGUGACCGUAGGGGCGUCUGUAUGUGUAUAUGAUCUCACUAGUCCAGUGUAUAGCCAAGGUCCUUUUUCCUCACCUCUGGCAUUCAUUGAGCCCUUGGUUUUUUAUAAUCAUAUCAUCAAGGAGAGUUUGUUCUGCUAAAUUCUGUGAACUAUGC